AUGCAGCAAGCUCCUGCCCUUACUUGGAAAACUGAUAGUCCAGUUUGGGUCGAUCAGUGGCCCCUCAAAAAGGAGAGGCUGCAACACCUCCGCCAUCUGGUGGCUGAACAGCUACGGGCGGGACAUAUCACGCCAUCAAGAAGCCCGUGGAAUACCCUGGUCUUUGUCAUUCAAAAGAAAAGCGGGAAAUGGCGAUUGUUACAAGAUCUUAGGCAAAUAAAUGCGGUAAUUGAGCCGAUGGGGGCGUUGCAGCCUGGACUGCCCUCUACUGCUAUGCUUCCUCAAAAUUGGAGCCUGACGGUGAUCGACUUGAAAGACUGUUUUUUUACCAUUCCGCUCAACCCUGCGGAUGCACCGCGAUUUGCAUUCUCGGUUCCAUCAUUUAAUGCGGCAGAACCUCACCAGAGGUAUCACUGGGUGUUCCUGCCCCAAGGAAUGUGCAAUAGUCCCAUGAUCAGCCAGUGAUUCGUGGCUCGGGUGCUCGCACCUGUUUGUCUUGCACACCCAAGCCUCUUGAUUUAUCACUAUAUGGAUGACAUCCUAAUUGCGUCUCAGACUCCAGCGGACAAUGAGGAGGUCGUUGCUGCUGCGAUUCAAGCAGUGACAACCGCCAGCCUUUGUGUCGCCCUGGAAAAAAUUCAAACGGUGACCCCAUGGCAGUACCUAGGGUUGCGCAUCGAUAAUCAGACUAUAACACCAUAA
Messenger RNA from Tinamus guttatus (white-throated tinamou), 702 nucleotides. The record is from RefSeq and is a predicted model, not a curated record. Lineage: Eukaryota; Metazoa; Chordata; Aves; Tinamiformes; Tinamidae.